GCUGAAAUGAAUUUUGGUCCAUGUUUUGAUCUGCGGAAACUCCUCUAUUCUCAAAACCCUAAGCCGACAUCACCAUUCAUCCGAUGAGUUCGAGAGGAGCGACCGCAGUGCUAUCUCGAGCCAGCAGGAUUCGGUCGAAGCUGCAAACGGCGCUGGAAGCCACCGUUUUGGAGGUGGACGACGUGUCGUACCAGCACGCGGGCCACGCCGCCGUGAAGGGUAGUUCCGACAAAGAAACCCACUUCAACCUCAACAUCGUCUCCCCCAAGUUCGAGGGCCAGAGCCUCGUCAAACGACACCGUCUCAUCUACGACCUCCUCGCCGACGAGCUCCAGAGCGGCCUCCACGCCCUCUCCAUCGUCGCCAAAACUCCCCACGAAACAAACCCUUCUGAGUGACUCCUUGGGAGUGUCAAAGUUCAAAGCUUUUCCCCUCUGAGUGCCGAAAUCUUUGGUCUUCUUUUGUUUGGAACGUGUUUGCUCUGUGAAUGGAACCUUAAUCAUCUUAUGUGGCUGUGUGGUCCGUAGAAUGUGAGAUGUUUUACGAUUAUUUGUGAUCAAAUUGAUUAUGUUUACUUUCAUCCUACUUAUUUAAUAUGCUUGUGUACUUUUACUUAUUGGAUGUGCAUAACAAAUUCAGUUAUCUUAUUGCAAAACUUUCCUGGUGUCUAAUUCACAAUUCCCUUAA
This is a messenger RNA of Glycine soja, 687 nucleotides long. RefSeq names its product protein BOLA1, chloroplastic-like. The record is from RefSeq and is a predicted model, not a curated record. NCBI's taxonomy places the organism in Eukaryota, Viridiplantae, Streptophyta, Magnoliopsida, Fabales, Fabaceae. The transcript has a single exon. Bases 84 to 398 code for a protein of 104 amino acids.